Pecten maximus is the source of this 4136-nucleotide messenger RNA. Its product is annotated as scavenger receptor class F member 1-like. Gene Ontology annotation, molecular function: protein tyrosine phosphatase activity. Bases 1 to 2253 code for a protein of 750 amino acids. The transcript has 17 exons. The record is from RefSeq and is a predicted model, not a curated record. NCBI's taxonomy places the organism in Eukaryota, Metazoa, Mollusca, Bivalvia, Pectinida, Pectinidae. Gene Ontology annotation, biological process: protein dephosphorylation.
AUGUACACCUAUGGUCUGAACUGCCUUAACACUUGUGGCUACUGUAAGGACAACGCCUCCUGUGACCCCGUGGACGGGGUUUGUUCUAACGGCUGUGCACCUGGUUACCAAACUGACAAAUGCGACACAGCAUGCAACUCGUCAUUCUAUGGAGCUGGUUGUAGUCAGCAAUGUGGUUAUUGCCUUGGGGGCCAAUCAUGUGACCAUAUUGAUGGUAGAUGUCCAGGCGACUGCGAGGAUGGAUAUCAACAGCCUAAAUGCAGAAAAGAUUGUACGAACGGUACAUAUGGAACUAACUGCGCCCAGACUUGUGGAGCCUGUAAAAACGGUAUGGCGUGUGAGCUCAUAUCGGGGGUGUGUCCUGAUUCGUGUGAGCCUGGCUGGACAGGACUGAUGUGUAAAACAGAGUGUAACGUUGGUUUCUUUGGACAAGACUGUACAGGAAUAUGUAACUGUAGGAACAACACAGCAUGUGACAAAGUAUCUGGCGCGUGUCCUAACGGCGAAUGCGAGGCAGGAUGGAAUGGUUCCACGUGCAGCGACUCAUGUGAUAGCUGGUGGCAUGGACAGGAUUGUGCCAUGAGAUGUGGCUACUGUUAUCGGGACGCCAUAUGUAAUCCAGUCACGGGAAUGUGUCCGAACGGCCUGUGUAGCAAUGGAUGGACGGGAACGACGUGUACCGAAGCUUGUCCUCCUACAAGAUAUGGUGAAGGAUGUCUGUCAUUGUGCUCCGAGAACUGUGUGAAUCAAGAAUGUGACCGGUUCAAUUCCACCUGUACUUCCGGUUGCGUAACAGGUUAUCAGGGACACUCAUGCUCCGACCCGGUGGUAGUGACAACACCUGAUGAUUAUUGGCGAGAGCAAACCAAACUGGUUCUUUACAUCAUAGCGGGCAUUCUGUUCCUGAUGGCAUUUUUGGUGGUCCUGUGUUGCUUGAGACGACGGACACUUAAGGAACGAAAGAGGGUCCCGAGGGCGUUUGGUAUUGAGGAACACGCUAUCAGAGUCGGGGCAAGUGUUCCUUAUCAGGACAUAACUGCUGAAGCAAAUGGAGACACUGGUAGCCCCAACAUAGCUGAGACACCUCUGGUCGACGUCGCCACAGAUGAUGAGGCUGCUCUUGUUGAUAAUCAACUAGACGCAGUAGAGGAAGAACCUGAACCCGUUCCUCCACCGACAGAAAUACUCGUCGAGAAGGAGGAGAGGGAUGCUGAUGUUGAUACAGAGAACGACAAUGAUGAAGAUUACCCUGAUGGGGAUGUUGGCAAGUCUGAUGUAGGUGGUACUGGUUCUGAGUCAGCAACGGCGGGGUUGGCGGCAACACCGGCGGCUACGUCUGGCACGGACGGGACCUCCGACUUGCCCACUGCCAUGACAUAUGGAUUUGUACUACCGGAAAUCGUUGGGACAAGAAUUUUACUGUCAGGAUUUGUGACUACCGUUAAAAAUAGGAAGGAGUGUGGGAAUUUGGCAAACGAAUUUAAGAAUUUACCCGAAGGAGCGAAACUUCCUGUUGAAGUUGGCAAAAAGCCAGAAAAUAAGUCGAAGAAUAGAUUCCGAAACAUCCUUCCCUAUGAUCAUUCAAGGGUUGUACUGGAGAAAGACGGCGGUGGGAAUGACUACAUCAACGCAAGUUAUAUUGAUGGAAUAGACAGCGAGCGACAGUACAUCGCCACGCAAGGACCGAAAGACGACACGGUGGCCGACUUCUGGCAGAUGAUUUGGGAAAACAACACUGGAAAAGUGAUCAUGUUGGCGAACCUCAUAGAGCUGGGGCGGCCAAAAUGUCACCAGUACUGGCCCAACGUGUCAGAAUCCUCCCAGUUUGGAUCGUACGUAGUCAAAACGGUGUCUGAAAAGGAGGGCAAGUGUUUUAGUGUCCGUGAGAUUCAGCUACAUCGCGCCCAGGAUGAGACCAUGACUAGGACGAUACAACAGCUGCACUUUACGACAUGGCCAGAUCACGGAACCCCUACCGUUGAGCAGCUGCUCAGCUUCCAUAGUAGUUCCAGCAAUAUUCAGACACCACUACAGGGCCCGGAAGUCGUUCAUUGCAGCGCCGGAGUUGGAAGGACUGGCACUUACAUCGCCCUGGAUGCCCUAACGAAGCAUGGCCGUUACGCUGCCUCCCUAGAUGUGUACGAGUAUACACUGAAAAUGAGGAAAGACCGAAUGAACAUGAUACAGACAGUGCAACAGUACAUCUGUCUUCACGAGGCCUUGGCGGAGGGACUGCCUAAUGCGACUGGUUAAUCUUAAGUUAAUGGUACUAGAAAAAUGACAGCAAGCUAGCAAGUUUGAGGCUAUCAGAAAUAAAUUGAUCUUCAUCAUCAGAUUCGAUAUUAAUUAGCGAAGAACCAAUUACAUGCAGUCACCACUAAUCAUUGCAAAUGUGUAUGGGUCAUACGUCAAAUUUCAUUUAAGACACAAUGUCCCAGAAACUCAAUCAAUGAUUGUGUAAUGGAAUUCUGUGAAGAGGUGAUGUGAUUGAAAUGUACUGCACUGCAUUUAAUACAUGUAAGGACCACUAUGGAAGCUUACUGAAAAUCAUUACUUUCUGAGGACAAUCUAUAAUUUCUAUUCGUUAGUGUUUUUAUAUUUUACAUUACGCUUCAUCAUCAGUUAGGAUAACAAAUAAAAUAUGCAUAUUUAAUCAAGCAAAACAAUUUAACAGUCAUUUCAAUUUGAGAUAUGACGGUAAUAAUAUAUUCACAAAGGACAUUCUUAUCUAGUCUUUUACAUUGAGCACGAUGGCAUCACCGCCAGUAUUGUCGUUUAUAACGCAAAAUGUUCUUGUCCGUAUGUCGUUAAAACUUGAAAGAAAUUUAGCAAUAAUGCUGGUUUGUAUUUGAUAUACAAAUGCUUGUUUAAAACAAAGAUUUCUCUCUUAUAGGAGACAAUUUCAUGUGUUUACUCAAAGUAAACAUCGUGACGUCAUGUAUAAUGACGUCAUCAAAUGAACGUUAAGUGAUAUCCACUGCUAGACAGAGUUCAUGAAAUAUCAAUGCAUGUAUUUUUUCGUAACAUUGUAUUAAUUUGUAUUAUACCCAUUAAACGAUGUGAUAAAGAAGGGUAUUCUGCGGCCCCUCAGUGAUAAGUGUACUAUUUUGCUGCAAGAGACUAUAACGUUAGUUGCAUAUGGUAUGUUAUUUAAAACAUCAGAUUCUCUCACAGCUCAUAGAAAAUUCAGGGGUCAAAGGUCCCAGGGUGUCACUGUUUGAGCUGAUACAAAAUUCAGUAUUGGAGAUUACCACAACCAGCUGAAUAUAGAUUAGAAUUAUAUCAACUGUUCAUUAUUGCUACAAAGUUUCGUCGGAUUUCGAUAUGAUCCCAAUAUGAGGCAAGAGUAUCGUUGAAAAGUUGCUAGUGUGUGGUUCAUGGAAGUUUUUUGGUCAUUUUUCGAAGUAUUUGCGACCAAAAUAGAAAAGAUGUAAAAUUAUGUCACUGUGCCCUAUUUUUCAGUAUUUGACAAUUUUUUCAAAAGGUUUUUUUUAAACCUAACACUUAUUUAAAAGAAAAUUCAAAAAAUAUCUUUUUAACUUCAGUUUGAAUUUUUGUGUGAAUGUUGAGUUUUGAGAGCCCGUGUGUUAAAAGGAUAAACACCGUGUGCUAUUUAUGGAAGGAUUUAAAUAGCAUUUCUAUGUUCAAGUAAAUAUAUAACUUGAUUGAACGCGGGAAUAAGGCAGUAUAUACCACACUGUUUAAAGUCAACAUUCAACUUAUUUGAACAGACUAUUUUUCAGUAUAUGUUUGCGUUACCAUUGAAUGCAUGUAUAGCUAAAUGUUCAAUUUCAAUUGUAAUAUUCCCCAGUCUGCGAUAUUUUUUUAUAUAUUAUAACACGAUAUAUGUACACUUUACCUUAUAAUGAAUGUUUGUUAUAUAACAACGCAAACGUUUAUUUAUAUCUUUAUAUAUUUAUUUACACUACGAUGAUAUGCCAAUCAUCAUAUGUAUAGCUAUGUAAACACAUACCUGGAUUUACCAUUUUAAUAUACUGUAUUGUUAUAACUUUAAAUCUACGAUAAAUAAAAGUUUUAUGAACAAUGCACAGUCUUUAUUUUUAACAUCUCGUAUAUAUCUUAACACGAACGACUAAAGAAGACGUUGACCGCGCCUCGAACUCCCGACGUAACAG